Messenger RNA from Scleropages formosus (Asian bonytongue), 2333 nucleotides. Its product is annotated as complement factor B-like. Gene Ontology annotation, molecular function: serine-type endopeptidase activity. Bases 57 to 2156 code for a protein of 699 amino acids. The transcript is spliced from 18 exons. NCBI's taxonomy places the organism in Eukaryota, Metazoa, Chordata, Actinopteri, Osteoglossiformes, Osteoglossidae. The record is from RefSeq and is a predicted model, not a curated record. Gene Ontology annotation, biological process: complement activation; proteolysis; response to bacterium. Gene Ontology annotation, cellular component: extracellular region; extracellular exosome.
CACACGCUUCUCUGCUCAUGGCUAAUGCAUCAGACUAGGACCGAAACAACAAGGACAUGGCAGUUACUACUGAGUUUACCACCAUCGCUGUACUUGCGUUCGCACUGGUUCAGGCCGAUAUUAAAUGUCCUGAAAAUGUGGCGAUCUCUCAAGGGCAAGUGAAGUUUUCGGGCGGGCGAAACACAGGCAGUGUGUUGCAGUACCUCUGCCCUGAAGGUACCAGGGCAGCCCCCGUGUCCUGGAGGGUGUGCAGGGAGGAUGGGACCAGGAGCCCAGUGAGGAAACCAGUGGCAUGUGUUUCUUAUUGGUGCAGUGGUCCCAUUACUCUGGAGAAUGGCUGGGUGUCUCCACGCCAGGCUCAAUACCAAGUGGGAGACAUCGUCCACUUCCACUGCCAGCCAGGCUACAUACUCUAUGGUGCCACCAACAUAACCUGCCUCCCUACUGGAAAGUGGACGGCGCCCCCUGCUGUGUGCGACACCAGUGGCUCUUUGUGCGGGAAUCCCGGUGUGCCUGCAGGGGGACAGAGAGUGGGUACACGCUUCAGCAAGGGGCACCAGGUCAGAUAUAUGUGCUUUAAAGGCCUGGCCCUGAGGGGGCCAAGACUUAGGACAUGUCUGGAGGAUGGAAGCUGGUCAGGAACACAACCUGAGUGCGAAGGGCCACACGUCUACGAUGAUCCACAGAUGAUAGCUGAGCACUUCUCCUUGACUGAACAGGCUCUGCUUAACCCAGACCAAGAGCUGCACCUUUACUUCAUAAUAAAGGCUUCUCAAAGUGUUGGAAAGGAAAACAUGGAGACAGCUCUUUUGUUUCUGCACCAGCAUGGAAACAAGGUUGUCAGUUUCUCCAAAAAAAGGAAGAUGGAGGUGAUCAUUUUUGGUGCAUCGGCCAGGACCGUGAAGUACAACCUACAAGGUGUAACAGAUCCUGAGGAAUACAGAGAGUUCCUUAAUGGUUCUGGUGUGAACACUGGUGAAGCGCUGCAGCUGACAUUCAGGCUAAUAAAGGACAAGCUGCCCACCGGCACCCAAAAAGCACCAGCAAAGAGUAUCCUCAUCCUCAUCACAGAUGGAAGACACAACAUGGGUCCCAACCCUUUUGCUGUCAUUAACAACAUGACCAGCACCAUUCCUCAGCCAGAAAACAACCUGGAUGUCUUUGUGAUUGGACUUGGUGGAGCAAGCAGAAGGGAUGGCUUGGACAAGCUUGCAUCUCAGCGGUCGGAGCCCAGAGCCUUCUUCCUCCCCGACUAUGAUGGACUGCUGGAGAUCAGGGCCAAAGAAUCUAACACCACGUGUGGUGUCAGAGGGCACCAAGAGGAGAACUUUGGGAGGGUCUUUGGUGGGAUGAUAUCAACAGACCACCAGUGGCCCUGGCAGGUCUUGGUGCUCUUCAGAGAGACAUUUAUCGGCGGAGGGUCCAUUAUUGCCCCACAGUGGGUGCUAACAGCUGCACAUGUGGUCCCUAACAAACAUGACGAAGACUUCAGCCCAACUGAAGACAUUACCAUUGUUGCAGGUGUGACACGGGUGUUAACGGACACACACCUUAAGGCCCUGAGAAUUGACAAAUGCAUUGUCCACGAGGAUUAUGUUCCUGAAACAUUUCACUUUGAUAUAGCUUUACUAAGACUACAGAAGAAAUUGAACUUUAACAACAAAAUUAGGCCUGUUUGUUUGCCUUGCACUAUUGGCCUCUCUCAGGUCCUCUCCCUCCCAUUCCAAAACUGGACCUCAAGGUGCCUUCAUCAAGAUCUCAUUCUCACUGGCCACGGUGGUUCAGACCCCAGGACCAUAAGUGGAUUUGUUACUGGAUGGGGCCAUACUAAUAAUCGGAGGAAACUCUCAACUGACCUGAUGUAUGGAAAUAUUUGGAUAAAGAAGCGUGAGGAGUGUGAAGAUUUGUCAAAAAUUUUCAAUAUUGAACUAACAGAGGAAAAACUGUGUGCCAGAGGAGAAGGGGUGGACUCCUGCCCAGGUGAUUCUGGAGGUCCUUUUGUCAUCAAGAAGAAUGGAAGAUGGAUUCAGAUAGGGAUUGUCAGCUAUGGGACAUCAGUAAUUUGUAAGAAUGGUACCACAGGCUUCUAUACCAGCGUGCCUAGACUGAUGCCUUGGAUCAGGGAGAAAGUUGGGGAAGACAUCCAGUUCGCCUGAGAACCAACUCCACUUGGUGUCCAGACCAUUUAUCAAUAACAGACAAGUGAUGCCAGAACAACAUCAUCAAUAAAUAUGAAUGUUCUCAUAUUUAGAAUUUAUGGAAAAAAGUUAAUGCGUUGACAAGGUCAGACAAGGGUACAUAUCAUUGUUUCAUAUGCCAAAUAAAGAUUCCCC